AUGGCUGCAGCCACUAAUCCAGGAGUCACCUGCCAACGUGGGGAGGGCAUUUGGAUUCUCAUGAGAACAACUGUGGGCUACCUGGAGACAGGCAGGACACAAGGCAGGACAGGAGGAAGAAGGCUACAAGGGGCCCAGAGCCGGUGGAUGGGGGCCUGUGCAAGGCGCCGGGUUGGGACCCCGGAGCCUGGCAUCCUAGCAGGUGCAGUGUGGGGGUCCCGGCCACAGGUGCAUCUGAGGCUCAAGAACAACGGGCAGGCGUGGCCUCCAGGGGCGCCGGGGGCGGCUUGCGAGCAGGCACCUUCGUUUCACGCGCGACGAAAGAGCGAUUUAAAAAAGGGUGAUGUUGAGAAGGGCAAGAAGAUUUUUGUUCAGAAGUGUGCCCAGUGCCAUGCCGUGGAAAAGGGAGGCAAGCACAAGACUGGGCCAAAUCUCCAUGGUUUAUUUGGCCGAAAGACAGGCCAGGCCCCUGGAUUUUCUUUCUCAACAAGAAUAAAGAAUAAAGGCAUCACCUGGGGAGAGGAGACACUGAUGGAGUAUUUGGAGAAUCCCAAGAAGCAUCCUCGGACAGAAAUGAUCUUCACUGGCAUUAAGAAGACAGGGGAAAGAACAGACAUGAUAGCUUAUCUCAAAAAAUCUACUAAGGAGUAA
Molecule: messenger RNA, 651 nt
Organism: Enhydra lutris kenyoni (northern sea otter)
Lineage: Eukaryota; Metazoa; Chordata; Mammalia; Carnivora; Mustelidae
Product: cytochrome c homolog
Biological process (GO): mitochondrial electron transport, cytochrome c to oxygen; mitochondrial electron transport, ubiquinol to cytochrome c
Cellular component (GO): mitochondrial intermembrane space
Molecular function (GO): heme binding; electron transfer activity
Source: RefSeq, a predicted model, not a curated record